This is a messenger RNA of Zophobas morio, 1830 nucleotides long. RefSeq lists its product as uncharacterized. NCBI's taxonomy places the organism in Eukaryota, Metazoa, Arthropoda, Insecta, Coleoptera, Tenebrionidae. The record is from RefSeq and is a predicted model, not a curated record. The transcript has a single exon. The coding region runs from base 1 to 1830 and encodes 609 amino acids.
AUGGCUCAUGCUGAAAAAGUGAAAAGGAACAAGUUACAUCGCCAAACCGCGAUUAAUCGUCUCAAUGAACUCAACACUCUUGCAUUAGCAUCAAUAGAUCAUGUACCAUGGCGCCUUGAGUUUCAAAUGCGCAUGGAAAGCAUUAAUGAUAUUCAAAAUGAAUUUUUUAAAUUACAUAAUGCCAUUAUUGGCUUAAUUGAGGACGUCGAUGAUGCAUUCAAAGUGGAAGACGAAGUAAGAAAAAAUUUUGAAACAACUUUUUAUCAUGUCAAGUCCGUUUAUCACAAGAUUUUUGUCUCAUCAUCGACAGCUUCAACUGAGGCUAGUACAAGUGCUAAAAUCAAACUUCCAAAAAUCGAAUUACCUACCUUUUCAGGAGACAUCAUCACUUUUACACCCUAUAUCGAAAUGUAUCAAUCACUUAUUCAUAGAUCCGCAGAGCUAACUAACAUUGAAAAAUUUAAUUAUUUAUUAGCAUCUCUCAAAGGUGAAGCUUUAGCAUUUAUUCAGCAUAUUCCUGUUACAUCGGACAAUUAUACAGUAGCAUAUAAUGCCUUAAUACAAAGGUAUCAAAACAAUCGACUAAUUCUCAAUGCACAUUGGCAAUAUCUGGAUAAAGCCAAAAGAGUUAAUGCUGAUAGUCCUCAAGAUAUCCGCGAUCUUAUUGAUAACUUUGCCAAAAAUGUUCAAGCUAUUAAAAAUUUUACAUUACCUGUAGAUUUAUCCGAUUUUCUUUUAUUUUCUUUGAUGAUUAAAAAAAUAGAAUCAACAUUAGUGACACGUUUUGAACUUCAUCAUAAUUCUUCGGAUAUUCCUACCUACGCACAACUUGUAAAGUUUUUAGAACAACAAUGGAGUGCCUUAGAAAAUGCCAAUACAAUUCCCAAACCUCGCUCAAAAAAAGUUGAGUCUUAUAAUAAAAAUAAAUUCAAGUCAACUAAUCCCACCACUUCCUUCCUUCAAAACUCAACUCCCAUUCAAUGUAGCAUUUGUAAUAAUGGACAUUUAAUUUACAAAUGCUCUGAAUUCAUUUCUAAGUCUCCCAAUGAACGUUAUAAUAUAGCAAAAUCAAAACGCCUUUGCUUAAAUUGCUUAAGCAAAUUUCAUUCCACUAUCAAUUGUAACUCAAGUCAAAACUGCCACAAGUGCAGUCAAAAACAUCAUACACUUCUGCAUUUUGACAGCUCUAACAAUUCACCCUCAUCUUCAGAAACGCAACCUACCACCACUACGUUGAUUUCUCAAAAUCCUAACAAUAUUUCUCGCUUACAUAAAUCGUCGUGUGUAUCCAACACAGUCCUGCUUUCUACUGCAAGAAUCGCAGUACUUUCUUCAAGAGGAUUUCCUCAAAUCUUUCGAGUUCUAUUAGACUCCGCAUCGCAAAGCUCUUUCAUUACUAGCAAAGCUUUUCACAAGUUAGGACUCCCUAAGAAACGAACUAGCAUACUGGUUCAUGGAUUAGGAUCAACUUCUACUCGAACCCCGCACGGUGCAACUACCGUUUCCAUACGACCCACUGAUAAAACAUUUCCCGAAAUACAAGUCGACGCUUACAUUUUACCAAAAAUUUGUGAUCCUCUGCCAUCAACUCAUAUUUCUUCUCAACACUGGUCACACAUAAAAUCAAAUUUACCUCUCGCAGAUCCAGAAUUUGCCAGUCCUGGUCAUAUCGACAUGUUACUCGGAGCUGAUGUUUUUCCAGUCUUUUCCUGGGAAAUAAAAUUUCUGGUCAUCUUGGUGAACCAGACGCAAUUCAAACUAUCUUUGGUUAUGUAUUUAUGGGCCCAGUUACUACCCUUCGUGAGUCUCCUAUUCGCACCUUUGUCAUGA